AUGGAUUCCUUCAAGACGCUCCAGACAGAAAUCUCGGCCGCCCUGAAGUCGACCACCAAGUCUGCCUCCCUAAUAGGCGCAGCGGACAUAUCGUUCCAACGAUCGCUGAACCCCGAUGCUGGCACACAGCUGGACGCCCAGAAUGCGCGCCUCCUUCACCUCGCGCAGCGCCUUCUCGAGAAUGCUGCUGCGAGCUCGGACGCUGUAGGUCCCAAGCUACCCGACGUUGAAGCCAUAGACGCCAAUUGGAGGGGGGUUGUUGAUGUCAUCGACAGCUUGCUUGAGAAGGCUGACACCAGUCUCGACGAGUACACGGGUGUUGUUAAGCGGCUGAGUCCCGCGACCGAGCAGACAACUGCCAAACCACGCCCGAACAUCGCCGACAAGAAGAUCAUCGCAAAGCCGCAGCUCAAAUUUGAGCAUGUGCCUACCAACGACGAGACUGGCGGCUUCCGCCCAUUGAUUACUUCCAAGCCGCAUGCGAAGAUUCCGCUACAAGAGUGUUUGAAGACUUUCCAGGACAGGCGGGGACGGGAACAAUACCCUCACCCAUACCAGACCGAGAUUGAAGCCUACGAAUAUCCCUCGACCGUAUACGAGUACUCGGAGCCGCAGCAAUACCCGCCCUUUGAAUCUACCACCGCAACCUUAGUCGACACCCCUGAGGCCUUAGCUACUAUGCUCUCCGAGUUGAAGACUGCAAAGGAAAUCGCUAUUGACCUGGAACAUCACGACAACCGCUCAUACAUCGGCAUGGUCUCGCUAAUGCAAAUAAGUACCCGCGACAAGGACUGGAUAGUCGACACACUAAAGCCCUGGCGGCGGAAGCUUGAGUGCCUGAACGAGGUGUUUGCCGAUCCCAGCAUCCUGAAGGUUCUGCACGGUGCAUACAUGGACAUUAUCUGGCUUCAACGAGAUCUGGGACUCUAUGUUGUUGGUCUCUUUGACACAUAUCACGCUGCUCGAGCUCUUGGCUACCCUGGCGCCAGUCUAGCUUACCUGCUUGACAGGCAUGUUCAGUUCACGGCCCAAAAACAGUAUCAACUGGCAGAUUGGCGCAUUAGGCCGCUCGGCAAGGAACUGUUCGAAUACGCACGCGCCGAUACCCACUUCCUCCUAUACGUAUACGACAACAUGCGGAACGAACUAGUCGAGAAAUCUGACUUCUCUAACCCCGAGAAAAACAAGGUUCAGGACGUACUGCAAAAGUCGAAAGAGACGGCGUUGCAGCGAUACGAGCACCCUGUGUACGAUACCGAGAUGGGCCUUGGAACUGCUGGUUGGUACAAGCUCAUCUCACGAACACCCGUGCAGUUUACACCUCAGCAGUUUUCCGUCUUCCGAGCUGUGCACAGGUGGAGAGACGACCUCAGCCGCAAAGAAGACGAAAGCCCGCUUUUCAUCAUGCCCAAUCACGCCGUAUUCUCUGUAGCUCGUGCGAUACCUGCGGACAAGGCUGCUCUGUUCAACGCUAUUCAACACGUAUCGCAUAUUAUCCGAGCGCAUGCGGACGAGCUCGUAGCUGUGAUCGCGAAGGCUAAAGAGGAGGGGGUUGGUGGGCCAGAGUUGCACGAGGUGCUUCAGACGAUCGCCGACAUGCAAAGAGCGGAAAGGGCUGAAUCGGAUGCGGCGAUAAAGGUAGCAGAGGCGACUGCUGCUCCACCUGUUGAAGAGCCCUCUUUACUCCAGAGCACUGUUGCUGUCCCGGCUACCCGAGCUCCAUCUUCCGAGUUCUGGGGCCAACUUUGGAAAGCCAGUCAGGUGUCACAACCGCGAGAAGUCCCUACCAUCGAUAUCGAUCUUGCUCUGCCGUUACCACCUCUCACGGCGCAGAUUUUUGCUGAUGCAAAUGGAACGACCCAAGCUACACCAAAGGCAGACAAGCCUCAGCACACUUUCGUACCAAAAGAGGAGCGGCCUGCUGAAGACCAACGAACCGAUACAUUCGUUGUCAAGCAUCUCGGCGGCCGCAAGCGAAAGCGAGGAGACGCCGUAGAAGAAGAGUCUCCUGCCACAACACCAGCCCUCGACCCGAUGACCAACGACGAAAUCAUGCUAGAUGCACCCGAGGAGACACCAGACGCAAUACGCGCACGCGAGAAAGCCGCUAGGAAGGCCGCACGUAAGCAAAAGAAGAAGGACGAUGCCGCUGCUCAGGCCGCCGGUCUUAAUUACGGCGACGGGCCUGCCUUCGACUAUGCAAACGCAAAAUCAGUAUUGCACGCGGAAGACGGCGACGGUAAAAAGAAGAAGAAAGACAAGAAGAAGAAGAACCCAGCCUUCGCACCGUUUUCGGGUAUGUCCGAUGCUCCAAAGGGGCUACCGCGGGCGCAGAAGGAAGUGCCGGGACGGAGCAGGACGUUCAAGUCGUAA
Molecule: messenger RNA, 2373 nt
Organism: Alternaria atra
Lineage: Eukaryota; Fungi; Ascomycota; Dothideomycetes; Pleosporales; Pleosporaceae
Exons: 3
Coding region: 1-2373 (790 amino acids)
Biological process (GO): nuclear polyadenylation-dependent snRNA catabolic process; histone mRNA catabolic process; exonucleolytic trimming to generate mature 3'-end of 5.8S rRNA from tricistronic rRNA transcript (SSU-rRNA, 5.8S rRNA, LSU-rRNA)
Cellular component (GO): nuclear exosome (RNase complex); nucleolus
Molecular function (GO): nucleotide binding; 3'-5'-RNA exonuclease activity; nucleic acid binding
Source: RefSeq, a predicted model, not a curated record